This is a messenger RNA of Coregonus clupeaformis (lake whitefish), 3882 nucleotides long. Its product is annotated as histone deacetylase 9-B. Gene Ontology annotation, cellular component: aryl hydrocarbon receptor complex; nucleus; histone deacetylase complex. The coding region runs from base 488 to 3661 and encodes 1057 amino acids. NCBI's taxonomy places the organism in Eukaryota, Metazoa, Chordata, Actinopteri, Salmoniformes, Salmonidae. The transcript has 12 exons. Gene Ontology annotation, molecular function: transcription cis-regulatory region binding; nuclear receptor activity; histone deacetylase activity. The record is from RefSeq and is a predicted model, not a curated record. Gene Ontology annotation, biological process: chromatin organization; regulation of transcription by RNA polymerase II.
AGAAAUGACCACAGAUAUCACAUUUCUGCAGGUUGGCAGACGUUUUGUUGUAGCAAUGAAAUGCUCGCGUGGUUAAUGUUCGGUGGAUAUAUUCCGAUUGGAUUUAUGGCCCAUCCGCAUUUGUCAAGGAAGCGCGAACGGCACGAUUCAGUGACGGCUCGGUGUUGGCAAUCAAUCACCAGCCUCUCCUUCGAACUUUUCCACUUUCUCUAGCUAGGUUGUUAAUCUAUGUAGCAAACAUUUCUAGCUUUUCGCUUAAUAAUGCAGGUAUGCAUUUAAGUAGCUAGAUCGUUUUGUAGCAUGCUUGAAAAUGCAUCUUGCUGAGUAAUCGACCAUGUUUUGGUUUGAUUGUUAGCUAGCUAACAUGAUACGUGUUAUUUAUCGAGCUAGCCUAGCAGAAGCAGGGAUUUGACUGCUUACCCUGUCCCGUCAGCUUGCUAGCUGUCUUUCUAGUGCGCUUGGCGUUCCAUAGAACACAUUGGGAAUAAUGAGCACCAACAUGUAUGCAAGUCGCAAGAGGAAAAAGCCCCAGAGAAGUGUGAAGCCACCUCCAGAAGGAGCCAAAUCAAACCCUUCCAAGAGGCACCGGGAACGCCUGAAUGGGGAGUUGGACAGGCUGGCCAGUCUGCUUCCUUACCCCCAGGAUGUCAUCUCCAAGCUGGACAAAUUGACCAUCCUAAGGCUUUGUGUCAGCUACCUGCGUGCCAAGAGCUUUUUCAAUGUGACCCUAAAAUCCACAGCCUCCCAGCGCCCAGAGAGUAAUGUUCUGAAGAAGCAAGGCUCUGAACUUCAAGUUCCAGAGGGAGAGCUGUUACUACAGGUGUUGAAUGGCUUUGCUCUGGUCGUCACGGCUGGUGGCACAAUCUUCUAUGCAUCCUCCACCAUCCAGGACUACCUGGGCUUUCACCAGUCGGACGUCGUCCAUCAGAGUGUUUAUGACGUCAUCCAUACGGAGGACCGAGCAGAGUUACAGAGACAGCUCCACUGGGCCCUCAACCCCACCCUCACCACUGACACUGGACAGCUGGUCUCAGAUUCAGCCUCGCCACAGGCUGUCACAGUCUACAACCCAGAGGCACUCCCACCAGAGAAUUCCACCUUCCUGGAACGCAACUUUGUCUGCAGGUUAAGAUGUCUCCUGGACAACUCCACUGGCUUCCUAGCCCUGAACAUCCAGGGGCGUCUAAAGUUCCUCCAUGGCCAGAGCGAGAGGACCAAGGAGGGCAAGGCCAUCCCCCCUCAGCUGGCGCUGUUCGCUCUGGCCUCGCCCCUACAGACCCCCACCAUCCUGGAGAUCCGCACCAAGAACUUCAUCUUCAAGACCAAGCACAAGCUGGACUUCACCCCCACUGCCUGCGACGCCAAAGGGAAGAUAGUGCUGGGCUACACUGAGGCAGAGCUCUGCAACCGUGGCUCAGGAUACCAGUUCAUCCAUGCUGCUGACAUGCUGCACUGCGCUGAGAACCACAUGAGGAUGAUAAAGACAGGAGAGAGUGGGAUGACAGUGUUCAGGCUGCUGACCAAGCUGACAGGCUGGGUGUGGGUGCAGGCUAAUGCCAGACUGGUCUACAAGAACGGACGGCCUGAGUGUAUCAUCGCAUCCCAAAGAGUCCUCACGGAUGAAGAGGGAGAGGACACCCUAAGGAAGCGGAGCCUCCAGUUACCUUUCAGUUACACCACUGGGGAGGCCCUUCUCUACGACACCAGCUUCCCCAAGACCCUGGUAACAGGGGACUCCUUAGCAGGCGACACCACCUGCCCUACAGAAAAUACCACCAACAACAACCAGGACGUAACCCUGGACCCUGACUCACUGCUGGGCUCUCUGCUGAAACAGGAGAAGUCCAUCUACUACUGCUCCCCUCAGACUCAGAACCAGCACCAACUCCAGGAGGAGGUGGCAGGGCUUCCACAGGAGGAGUGUGAGGGCAUCUUCUCCAGCAGCCACACACAGGAGGGCAGCAUCCCCUCUCUGUCGGAGACUGUCCUCUUCAAGCAGGAGCCCUUGGGGGUGGGGGGUGGAGGGGGGAUCGAUGGCUUCUCAUCAGAGGACAGAGACAGGGAUUUGUGGAGCUUCAUGAGGAACCUGGGCAACAGUAGGGAGGACCUGGAGCUGUUCCAGCAGGAUGAGAUGUUCCUCGAUGUGGAUCUGGACGCUGGCCGAGACGGCCUCCUCCCUGACCUGACAGACGAGAUUCUCUCCUACGUACAGGAGUCUCUGAGGAAGAGGUCGGACUGGGAUCAGACUGUAUUCUCCUGCAGGGGGGCUAAGUUAGGGGAUCAGGACUAUAGCUGCCCAACCACGCUGUUACAUCAACCAUCUAUGGAACAACCACUAGCCACGCAUCCACAUUCUACUACAGUUCUGUUACACCAACCAUCUAUGGAACAACCACUGACCCCACAUCCACAUUCUACUACAGUUCUGUUACACCAACCAUCUGUGAAACAACCACUGACCCCACAUCCACAUUCUACUACAGUUCUGUUACACCAACCAUCUAUGGAACAACCACUGACCCCACAUCCACAUUCUACUACAGUUCUGUUACACCAACCAUCUAUGGAACAACCACUGACCCCACAUCCACAUUCUACUACAGUUCCUCAGUGGCCACCCCAGCUGCCUGUAGUCCAUCCUCUAUCAGUUCACCACUAUCAGCCUCCACCCCACCCACAGCAGCCAAUACCACAGCAGUGUUUACACACACAGCCCCGCCCACAGGAAGCAUUGCAGGCAACACAGCAGCAGCACCGGCUGUCCCAACCUCCACAGCGGCAGCAACAGAGCCAUCUAAAUGGACAGGUAUUGCCAAACCAACAGCGGCAAAACAACCAGCUAUAUUCACAGUCACAGCCCUUCCAUCCACAGCAGCGACAGCAACAACUGUGUAACAGACUGAAGCACAUGCAGGUGGAUGGGACUGGGACGGGUUCAAUGACAGAAAGACAAAAAGACAUCACCAAGCAGCAGCAGCAGAUUCCUCCGUUGUUCAACGUGGAGCAGCCAGGGGGGCUCCAGACUCACCACAGCCACCCCCAACAUGGGCACCUCUGCCUGGGGGAAGCUUCCCUGGGCCUGGGCCUCCACUACAUGAACCAGCUGAACAUUGUGUCGGUUAGCCGCUCCCCGGAGCUCUCCUCCUAUGUACCCACCACGGGCCUCCAGAGCCAGAGGGUGGACGGAGAGCUCCUGCCCCAGGAUUUGGAGGAGUUGCUGGGCAGCCUGGAGUCCACUGGUCCCCGGGGGAUAGAAGAUGGUAGGGGAGCGCACCAGUGGAGUGUGGUGGAGGCCCUGGGUGUGUUUCAGCAGCAGGGGCACCUCCCUGACGGCCAAGCCCAGUCUCAGGCCACCAGCACGGGCUGUGCUCAGCACGCCUAUCCCCUGGCUGUGGGGUUCAGCCGGGUCAACAGAGCAGAGCGGCCAUUCACCGCACAGUUCCAGAACGGGAGCCUGAAGGAGGCUGGCCCAGACCCUGGCCCUGUACCCAACCCUGGGUCCUCUAGGGGGGCAGACCCUGGCCCUGUACCCAACCCUGGGUCCUCUAGGGGGGCAGACCGUGGACAUUCAGCAGCAGCGGGGCAGCCAACGCACCAGCCUCCCCCUCCCUCCGCUGAGAGCAGGCCCUACCCUGACCUCCUUCUGAGGGGAUUCAUGUGAGACUGAAGGCCCUCCUCCCUACUAGUGCACUAUAUAGAGGAUAGGGUACAAUUUGGGAUUCAAUCUUAAACAGGAGCCAGGGAAUGUCUGGGAGUAUGGAGGACUUGGACUGGAGAGGUGUGCCUCACUUCGUAGAGCAUGACACAUGCAACGCCAGGGUUGUGGGUUCGAUUCCUACGGGGGACCAGUAUGAAAAUGUACUGCUGUAAAUCGCUCUGGAU